CGGGGCAGAAGUGGAGGCUGGAGGGGAGGCAGCGGGGCAAGCGGCAGGGGAGGGGGGAGCACCCAUAACCGCAGAAGGGAAAGCAGGAACAGGGGCAGGGGCGGCUGCAGGAGGGGCGGCGGGUGCGGCAGCAGGGGAGGACUGCGCCCAGCCGCCCUGCCCACAGUCCUCCCCCCGAGAGGCCCAUGCAGCGGCGGGAUCUUGGAGGCCCCCGGGUCCCCUGCUGUGGUCUGGGGAGGCGAGGGAGGCGGGCGGGGCUGCCCACUCGGGUGGCGCUGCGGAGGGGCACUCGCCGGUUAUUCAGGGCCCCUCCCCCCACCUGGAGCGGCUCAGCUGGGGCGGCCAGGAGCUGCUGCUGGACCGCUCCUCGCACCCGGUGUUCCGGAGGGACAAGUCGGGCGGCUGGCUGCGGCUAGUGGGGGUGUACCGGCAGGAGGCGGUGGUGCUGCAGGAUCGCGCGCUGGCAGCCGCCCUGUUUGAGACGCUGGACGCCUACGUGCGGGUGCACCGCAUGGGCUGGCGGGAGCUGUUCUCCCACUUCGACUCCCAGCUCAAGGGCUGGCUGAGCGCCGAGGAGUUCGGGCGCCUGGUGGGCCACUUCCUGCCGGGGGCCACCCUGGCGGACGUGGAGUGCCUGCAGGUGGUGUUGGACGACAACCAGGGCAUCACCUACGAGAUGUUCCUAGAGUUGGCGCUCAUCUGCCGAGCGGAGGGGCAGGCGGUUCUGCGGGUGCGUAGUCCGGAGCCGCAGGGCGGGCCGCAGCAGGAGGCGCCGGCGGACCCGGCAGAUGCCGCCCAAGAGGACAUGCGGGCCGCCUCCACUCGGCCCCAUGCCGCCUCCACUCGGCCCCAUGCCGCCUCCGGACGCAGCGGCGCUCGGCUGCCCCAGCGAGAUCAGCAGCCCGGCUGGUUCCGCGACCCGGCGGGUCGGUUUGCCUCCGGCGAGGCCCGAGGGAACGCAGGCCAGCAGCAGCAGCAGCAGAAGGCCGGCUCGCAGGGCAGCCACAGGCAACCUGCUCACGGCAGCAACAGCAGCAGUCAUGCGCCACAUCCGUACGGCAGCCGCAUCUCGGCGCCUCCACACAGCGGACAAGCGCCGCCCGGCGCCUUCAGCAGCAGCAGCAGCAACGGUGGCGGUGGCAGCGGCGGCAACAACAGCUACCGGCCGUCAUCAUACGUCAGCAGUCAGAAGACCGCACCGCACGGCGGCCAUGCACGACCCAUGCAGGCAGGAGGACCGGGGGCCGGGGGGGCAGGAGGCGGCAACGGAGGGGGCAGCGGAGGCGCCCUGAGGCCCACCGCUGCCAUGCGGCAAUCAGCGCCCGACCCGCGGCGUCACCAGCCUCACGGCGCUGCCCUGCACCAGCCCGCGCCCACCCCCUUCCAGCAGGCCCAGGCUCUCCUAGCCGCACUUGGGCAGCUAGGCGGGAGCCCCCUGCUGCAGCCCCGGGGCAGCCCCAUGAAGCAAAUCCGCGCUAGCUCCGCCCGGCCGCUUCAGGCCAGCAGCGCUGCAGCACGGCAGGAGCAGCUGCAAGGCGGUGCAGUACGACCCGUGUCAGGCGGCCCCCCUGCGAGCCCGCUCACCUACAUGCACCCCCUGGCGCUGCUGCCGCCCAAUGAGCCACUUGUACGGCGGUGAAUGCGGUGAUGUUGCGCGAUACGUUGCCUAGAUGAAAGAUGAUGUGCCGAGUGUAGUCCCCUGAGAUACAGAGAGCAUCAACUGACUAAACUCAUGGCAUAUAUGAUUGAUACGGGCAUUCGGUUCAGACAUUGACUGUUCAACGGCGGUGCGGAGAUGAUGGGGGGCUGGCGGAGGUAGUGCUGGUGGCGGUGUGGGGUGUCUGAUGAAGAAGUGGUUGAUACGGCUUACGAGAUACAUGCUGAGCGGCUGGGCCGAUGGCGCAUUGCAUACGGUACCCUAAGGAGCGGGCUCAGGAGUUUCUUAGUAUGGCGUAUUUGAUAAGGUUACGGAGGGUAAAUCGGCGCGUACAGCAUGCUAAUCACAGCAGACGGCUGGUUAACGAAGUCUAUAAGGUAUUGCCGUGUAGCAAAAGCCGCAUGCAACAGCACAGCCUUG
Messenger RNA from Astrephomene gubernaculifera, 2077 nucleotides. Lineage: Eukaryota; Viridiplantae; Chlorophyta; Chlorophyceae; Chlamydomonadales; Astrephomenaceae. The record is from the annotation of a GenBank genome assembly.